AAAAUGUUAAAUCUUGUCUGGCAUUACCCAUCAUUUCACAUGGCAGAGUUACUGGUGAACCUAAAGCAGUAUUUCAGCAUGGUGAUCUAUUGGAAGUUCAUUGUGAGAUCUCAUUUGCACUAUAUGGAUCAAAAAUCAUAGAGUGUGUGGAUGGUGAAUGGGCACCCUUACCCUCAUGCAUAGAGGAAGUAAGAACUUGUGGACCACCUCCAACAAUUAAAAAUGGAUUUUUUAUGAAUGCUGAGUCAUCCAUAUACAGGCAUGGUGACACCAUGGAAUACAGAUGCCAACAACAAUCUAUCAUUAUUGGGACCAACCCAGCCAAGUGUCUUCAUGGGCAGUGGGAAAUACCAUCAUGUGUUGGUAAGCUAGAGGCUGAACCUUCAGAAAUGAAUUUUAGGCCUGUCUUGGAAUAUAUCAGUAUUUAUUAUUGACAUGAUUGCUCCAAAAUGUGACUCAGUGGAAUAACAAUGGGAAUUGCUGCUAGGAGGUAUAGGUUAGAUUGAAUUGGUUUAUGCCAGUAUGGUUCAAAG
Molecule: messenger RNA, 533 nt
Organism: Pseudonaja textilis
Lineage: Eukaryota; Metazoa; Chordata; Lepidosauria; Squamata; Elapidae
Source: RefSeq, a predicted model, not a curated record